AUGAAGAGGAAGAAGGUCGCGGUAUGUUCUUACUCUUCUGUGUUCCUGUUUGAUUACGAGGAGGCUUCGGCUAACAUAUCAUCUCUGCGUUUUUCCCUUAUUCAGAAACCGACCGUCCCUGCACCAGUCCUUAUCACCUCUACUCUCGAUACCGCGUCUGAUUCAGAAGGCUAUUACCAGAUCGUCCUUGGUGAGAUCUUGGAUGGAGGUCGGUAUCAAGUCUUUUCGUCCUUGGGCAAGGGUAUGUUUGCAAAUGUGGUGAGGGCGAGGGUGUUGCAGGAUGAUUUGCAGGGACAGGGAGGACAGACGGAUGGAGCGAGUGGGAGCGGAAGUGGGAAGGAGAGGGAGGUGGCGAUUAAGAUUAUUAGGAGUCAAGAGUCGAUGUAUAAAGCGGGGCUCAAAGAAGUCCAAAUGCUCAACAAGCUUAGACAGGCCGACCCGGAGGAUAAGAAACAUGUAGUCAAGCUCGAGCGAACAUUCGAGCACAGGGGGCAUCUCUGUCUUGUCUUCGAGUCUUUGAGCAUGAACCUGCGGGACGUCGUAAAACGGUUCGGAAAAGAUGUCGGACUCAAUAUUCGCGCGGUGCGGGCCUACGCUCACCAGCUUUUCUUGUCGAUGAGUCUUCUAAGGAAGUGCAACGUGAUGCACGCGGAUAUCAAGCCCGACAAUAUUCUGGUCAACGACUCGAAAACCCUGCUCAAGCUCUGCGAUCUUGGCUCCGCGUCCGACGCCUCCGAAAACGACAUUACACCCUACCUCGUCUCUCGCUUCUACCGCGCCCCCGAAAUCAUCCUUGGCAUCCCCUACGACCCCGCGCUCGACAUCUGGUCCAUCGGAUGCACGCUGUACGAGCUCUAUACGGGGAAGAUUCUGUUCCCAGGGAAGAGCAACAAUCAGAUGUUGUUGCUGAUGCAGGAGUGCAGGGGACGGUUCAAUGGGAAGAUGGUGAAGAGAGCGAGGUUCGGGGAUGUUUAUUUUGAUGAGAUGGGGGCGUUUUUGAGUGUUGAUGUUGAUAGGGUUACGGGGAAUGACGUCAUCAAGAAGGUUCACCUGGCUAAACCGACGCGCGAUCUUCGUGCGCGACUUAUGCCGAGCGGUGUGGCCGCACAGGCGAUGAAGGAUGAUGAGAGGAAGAUGGUGAGCUCCUUUGUGGACCUGUUGGAGAAAUGUCUCGUGCUAGAUCCGGCGAGGAGGAUCACGCCGAAGGAGGCACUGGGGCAUCAGUUCAUACGAGGCACCUAG
Messenger RNA from Stereum hirsutum FP-91666 SS1, 1242 nucleotides. Its product is annotated as kinase-like protein. The transcript has 5 exons. The coding region runs from base 1 to 1242 and encodes 413 amino acids. Gene Ontology annotation, molecular function: ATP binding; protein serine/threonine kinase activity. NCBI's taxonomy places the organism in Eukaryota, Fungi, Basidiomycota, Agaricomycetes, Russulales, Stereaceae. The record is from RefSeq and is a predicted model, not a curated record. Gene Ontology annotation, biological process: peptidyl-threonine phosphorylation; peptidyl-serine phosphorylation; mRNA cis splicing, via spliceosome.